UUCGAGUUAAUUUUUCUCCAACUGGCGUAUGCUUGUGAGACUGCAGCUCAGACCUAUUAUUAGUAGGACACUGGCUACAUCAGUCGCAGCAGUGAAGCGGAGUCUAACGCCUGAGAUGCCUUCUCAUAAACGACCUGCAUCUUCCCCCACUCAACACCCCCGUCAGCACAAGAAGCGGUCUACACCCUCCUCUGGGACACUCAUGACUGAGGAGCGUGUCCUCUCACUGUACCCCACAGUUGGUGUUGCCUCGAAGCAUCUCGACUCGCCUAAGAAUGCCGUCUCCACAUAUUGUGCCAGGAAGAACCUAAAUAAGCCAACAAUCUCGAGCUCGUCAUAUGGAUCCUACAAUGGAAAAAUUCAUUUCAAAACAACUCUGACUCUCGCAGACCCCCCCGCUUCCAUCACAGGCGUGGGAGAAGGUACCACCAGAAGCAAUGCAGAAAAGACAGCAUACUUGUCUAUUGUAUUGCAGUUGGCCCAGUCCGGUCUUCUUGACCAAGUAUUGGCCAGCGGGUACGCUCCACAACCAGAGACUGUGUUGCGAGAUGGGACGGCACUCGAUUUACAACGCGCAAAGGCCUUCGUGGAAUUCUACUGUGCGAAAUAUGAUCUUCCACCUCCUGAGCUUGUGCCCAGUGAUUUGCGAGGGACGUGGGUAGUGAACUUAUCGAUUCAGGAUCGCAGGCUUGGUGUCGGAAAAGGCCAUUCCAAGAAACUUGCGAUCUCUAGCUCCUAUCUAGACGCUGUCAAGUACCUUGACAACUGUGAUCUCAAUCUAUGGCCUUCAUUCCUUCUUGAUUCUAAGAAGCAGGACAAGAAGAAAGAGAUUACUGCUCAACUUGCUCCGCCCCAUUGGAUCAAUGGCAGCGGCAGGCUCGGAGCGAAGCUGAAGGGGUUAAAUCAUGGAUUAUCGCGAACUCAACUUUACUCCAAUCGUCCAAAACCAAUUCAUGAUGACUCAUUGUCAGCCGACACAGGGUCGCCAUCACAUUCGAGUUCAGAUUCCGAGUCAGCCUCAGCUGUUUCCCUACCAACAGGUGCACGAUACCGCGCCCCUAAUCAAACCUUCCUCCAGAAUAAGUCUCAGCGGAUGAAAGACACUUUGGAAUCUUACAUGUCUGACCCGGUCCAUGCUGACAUGCGCAAGCAACGACACGCAUUGCCGGUGUUUACUCGCUCAUCUGAACUUAUCGAUCUUCUUGAAUCUCAAGAUGUCACAGUUUGCAUGGCGGCAACCGGCUCUGGCAAGACGACCCAAAUCCCUCAGAUUAUUCUUGAUUCUUACAUCGCGAAAGGCGAAGGGAGCGAAUGUAACGUCGUGUGUACCCAGCCUCGUCGUAUUGCGGCCAUUAGUGUCGCAGAGCGAGUAGCAAAAGAGCGAGGUCAAGUUACUGGGGACCAGAUCGGGUACCAAGUUCGUUUUGACUCCAAAUUGCCCAUGAACCAUGGAUCAAUCACAUUCUGCACAACUGGCAUAUUCCUAAAGCGUAUGCAAUCCGCGCUGUAUGACUCGCCAUCUUCGGGAAAUGGCAGAAGCAUGGAUGACGUCACACACCUCAUCGUCGACGAGGUGCACGAGCGAGAUGUCGACACGGACUUAACUCUCAUGGUGCUCAAGCGGCUACUUCAAGAUCGAAAAGCACGGGGAAAACCCUUGAAGCUCAUCUUGAUGAGUGCUACCAUCGACCCAUCCUUGUUCCAGAGCUACUUUGAAGAUGUGAACGAGAAACCAGUGCAGGUUAUUGACGUUCCUGGGCGAUCCUUUCCUGUUGAGAGACACCAUCUAGAAGAUGUCCUUGCUCAAUUAUCGGGAGAACAUGUCGGACGCCUAUCGCCGUGGUUGUUCGAGGAGCGCAAUGUCGUGCAUUACCUUGGGAACGAAGUUGGCCCUUCUGCUAUUGGCGCACUGCGCAGCCGGGGAUCCAAUAAUAUUCGCGCUGUUGAACCGUCGGCCACUCGUGAUGCAGGGGAGAAUCUGGAUGUGCCAUCUGGUUUGGUUGCUUUGGUCGUUGCGCACGUUUUGCGGGGAUCCGAAUCUGGGCACGUUUUGGUGUUCUUGCCAGGCUGGGAGGAGAUAACUGCUGUACAGCGCAUACUCCUGGAUCCACAACGCUUCCCCCUUCUGGGGAUGAAUUUAAGCGACACAAGAAAGUACAAGAUCCAUCUACUGCAUUCCAGCAUUCCUGUAGCUGAGCAGCAAGCCGUAUUCGAGCCAGCCCCUCAUGGAGUCCGCCGAAUCAUCCUUGCAACCAACGUUGCCGAAACUUCUGUUACUAUUCCCGAUGUUGUUUAUGUGGUUGAUACUGGGAAAGUCAAGGAGAAGCGUUACGACCCUGAGCGGCAUAUGUCAUCUCUGGUUUCUGCUUGGGUAGGGACUUCCAACCUCAAUCAGCGCGCUGGACGAGCAGGACGUCACCGUCCCGGCCAGUAUUAUAGCUUAGUCUCGAAAACGCGCCUAGCGACGCUGGAACCCUAUCAAACCGUCGAAAUGAAGCGUGUGGACCUCAGCGAUGUUGUCAUGCACGUUAAGGCGCUUGAUUUCCCUGGCAUGCAAGUUGAGGAGAUAUUUGCAUCCUUGAUUGAGCCCCCAUCGCCGGAGCGUGUCCAAGCUGCGCUUGAGACUCUUCGAUUAGUAGGAGCACUGGACCAAAAUGAGCAUCUGACAUCAUUGGGACGUGUCCUCCUGCAGUUGCCAAUUGAAGCCGCUCUGGGUCGCCUUGUUCUUUAUGGUUGUUUGUUCAAAUGUUUAGGUCCCACACUUACACUUGCCUCUCUCAUGGCAAAUCGUGAUCCGUUCCUUUCUCCGGUCAAUCUCAGGACCGAAGCGUUUUCCAUGAAGAAGUCAUGGUCGCCAAAAGCCUUCCUGUCCGAUUCUCUUGCUGCUUUGCAAGCCUAUACAGUGUGGUGGGAGAAGCAAAGUCGUGGCAACUUCAUCGAAGCAAACCAAUUUUGUAGCGAGAACUUUCUGUCCAAACCGACUCUGCUAAUGAUCGAGAAAGUACGGACAUCAUUGCUUCAAUCUUUGUUGGACGCGGGUGUCGUUGAUGCCUCAGCUGGUGGCCGGGCUUCAUCCGCUUUUGCGAAGUCUCAGUUCGUGGCUACGUCAAAGUGGAAGCGGAAAAUCACGAGCGAGUCAGAAAUUCUUCCCGAGUUGAACGUCAAUAGCGAUUCGCUUCCUAUAUUAGCUGCUCUCAUCGCUCUCGCCAGUCAACCGAACUUCGCUGCUCGGACGAGCGAGCGUGUUUAUCGCACUUCGAAAGACAAGGCUACUCUCAUACAUCCCAGCAGCGUAAACGGAAUAAAGAAAGAACGGCAGUCUGCAGCGAAGCGUGAGCCUUACGAAAAACAUAUCAUCACAUUCACCGAAAAAGUCCGCAACGUCUCUGUCGCUUCGACCGCCACGAAUGCAACAAUUUUCCUUCGUGACACUACUAGACUUGACGUCGUCACGUACGUUCUCUUUGGUGCACACCAAGUCCUUUCCGCCGACCCAGGAUUAAUAUGUGAUAAUUGGCUUCCUGUCCAAGGCAACCAAAAUAUCCUGGAACCGGUAAAAGAACUCAAAACAUAUCUUGAGGCGUGUAUGCUUCGCGUGUUUGAAGGGAUUAGUGCAGCGAAUUCGCAACGAAGUCGGGAGCGCCUCAUUCAAUCGGCGUUUAAGUUUGCUCAAAACGAUGAUGUUAGCGACAGUGAUGAUGACGACCAAGAUGAUGAAGCCACGCCAUUGAGCCAGGAGGAAAUUGACGAGAUCGAUUCCCUGACUGAUGAUGUCGUGGAGAUCCUCGAAAUGUUCAGCGAAGAACGUAUCGCAUCUCAAUCGCGAAUGACAUCGAGACCCUCUACACCAGUUUCGCUCAAGGCAUCUCCUGGGGCAUCGCCCGCCUUAGGCACGCUGCCUCUCUCCGAUGCUGAGACCGGAUCGUCAUUCUCACAAGGAAUCCGGAAGACGCUGGCUAACCGUUCUGGAGCACGUACGCCCCAUCCAUCUCGGCCUCACACUCCGUUACAUAAAUCAUACACCGGCCGUUAACACUCUAAGAUGCGCCUCUGUCAUCUUCGUUCUUUGCAUCAUUUGCGUCAGUAGAGCUGCAACACUAUCUUACCGUCAUACUUAUUGUAGUAACUUCCAACCCCUAAUAUGAGAACCAAUUUCCAUCUUCCCCUUCGGAACGGAGCGGAGAGCGGACAUUGACCUCCCAUCUCAGGCUGAGACACGUUGCCAGUUUUGUUAGUUAGGAGGGCAAUUUAGCACGACGUUCCAUUUCUUCCAUUUUCCCCCAAUGAGCAUUGCAAACCGCCAUCAGUUGUUCGGGGGUGUUGUUGGAAGCGGUGAUUUGCAAGCCGUAUCACCCGUGGCAUACACGCCCAUCUCAUACGCAACUUUACCCACAUCCUGGCUUUGUGAAAUGUGACUGGAAGGCUCAGCGUGUAUUUAGCUCCUUCGAUGGUACGCUGAGAUGCAUUCCAAACACAGAUG
This is a messenger RNA of Cantharellus anzutake, 4480 nucleotides long. RefSeq lists its product as uncharacterized. Gene Ontology annotation, molecular function: RNA binding; ATP binding. Bases 29 to 4033 code for a protein of 1334 amino acids. The record is from RefSeq and is a predicted model, not a curated record. Gene Ontology annotation, cellular component: intracellular anatomical structure. Lineage: Eukaryota; Fungi; Basidiomycota; Agaricomycetes; Cantharellales; Hydnaceae. The transcript is spliced from 4 exons.